Humulus lupulus (European hop) is the source of this 1436-nucleotide messenger RNA. RefSeq names its product L10-interacting MYB domain-containing protein-like. Bases 388 to 1245 code for a protein of 285 amino acids. The transcript is spliced from 2 exons. The record is from RefSeq and is a predicted model, not a curated record. NCBI's taxonomy places the organism in Eukaryota, Viridiplantae, Streptophyta, Magnoliopsida, Rosales, Cannabaceae.
UCUAGUACAACCUUAACUAUAUAAUAAAGUUUUCUGAAUAGGUUAAUAAAAUUAAUUAGUGAGUUAAUGUGCCAUGAAUUUAGUCUAUUUUAACAUUAUUAGGACUUAGUUUUCGGAUUUUAUGUGCUUAUUGAAAAAUCAUUAUGCUUUGAAUACAUGUCAAGAUUUAACAGUGGCACCCCUUUCCAGAAAGAAUAUCAUAGGGCAUUUACAUCCAUCAGUACAUCAGGGCAUUUACAUUUAGGAAUAGUCUUUGGUGUUGUUUUUGGAUAGCAAAUAUAUGGCAUAAAUCUAAUUUCUUAUUGUUGUUCUUGAAAUGGUUAUUUCUUUAGGAAUAGUCUUAUAUUUGCAUUUAGAAUUCUUAUUGAAUCUUUAGGUCUUACCUAGAUGGAAGGUGUUGAUAAUGAAGUUCUUAUUAUUGAGCAUAAUGAUGAGGCUUCUGUUUGGACUCAAAAGCAUGAAGAAAUUUUCAUUGAACUUAUGGAAGAAGAAGUCUUAAAGGGAAAUAAGAAUACCACAACCUUUACCAAGCAAUCAUGGAAAUAUAUAAAAGAAGAGCUUUGCGGACGAGCAAAAAGAAAUUAUAGUGAUAUGCAACUAAGGAACAAAUACAAUCAAUUAAAGCAAAAGCAUAAGGAUUUUAAGUCUUUACUGAAAGAGACUGGUAUGGGAUACAAUGCAGUGAUUGGAGAAGUUAGUGCGACAGAUGAAGUUUGGGAUAAACUUAUUCGGGUUAACAAGUCUGCUAAAAGAUUUAGAAAGAAAUGUUGUAAGUUUUAUGAGAAAUUAUGCACUAUCUUUGGUGAUACUACUGCAACUGGUUCCAUUGCUCAUCCUUCAACUCGAAGUCCUUCUAAUGAUGAUGAUGCAACGUCGAUAAGUCCUUCUACUAUGAAUGAAGAAAGUGGUUUUGAUGAGGAUGGUAACAAAAGAAGAGGUAAAUCAACAGCCACUUCGAACUCUCGAUCAGUAAAAAGAGCAAAGUUCUCAUCAGCUUUGGCAGAUGCACUGGCAACAUAUAAUGAAACUGCAAAGCGAAAGACAGAAUUGAUAGAGAGAUCAAUGACAACAUCUACAUCACAUUACUUAUUGGAUGAGAGUGUUGAAGCUCUUAAUCAAAUUGAUGGAAUUAGUGGAGAAGUAUACGCAAAAGCUAUUGAGAAGUUUGAGAACGAGGUGUCCAGAGCAUUGUUUCUAAAGAUGCCAGAGCAUAGAAGAAUAGAUUGGUUGCUGAAUUUGAAGUGAAAAAGUUUAGACUUUGUUUAGCUAUGAAACAAGAUGACUUUAUUUAGCUAUUAACUUUAGUUUUGUUUAGCUUUUGACUGGAUGACUUUGUUAAGCUAUUGUCUGGAUGACUUUAUUAGCUAUUGACUAGAUGACUUUGUUUAGCUAUUGACUGGAUGACUUGUUAGAUAUUGACUGGAUGACUUUGCUUA